This is a messenger RNA of Dipodomys ordii (Ord's kangaroo rat), 998 nucleotides long. It is a transcript of the gene Lhfpl1, whose product is annotated as lipoma HMGIC fusion partner-like 1. The record is from RefSeq and is a predicted model, not a curated record. The coding region runs from base 336 to 998 and encodes 220 amino acids. Gene Ontology annotation, cellular component: membrane. NCBI's taxonomy places the organism in Eukaryota, Metazoa, Chordata, Mammalia, Rodentia, Heteromyidae. The transcript has 4 exons.
CACACACACACACAUACACAGCUGACUUGGCAGUUGGCAGCUUCUAGGUUGGAAAUGGGAAAGUCUGUGCCUGCUAAGCUGGUUUCUGCUUCAAGUGCCUGCAUGUCUGAGGCUGAGUAUGAAGCUUCCAGCAUGGCUGGAGUUAAUUCCCAUUAGAUAGGACUCCGCCCCUCUCUCCCAAAGGUAAAGCAAGGUUUUCAGGCAUCAUUGCAAAGAGCAGCUGGGAUUCCCAUCCCUGUCUGACAAGCUGUGAGGAGAAGUCGUUUCUCAGAGCUAAAUCUGAAGAGAGGGAACAAGUCACUCAGUCUACGUGGUCAGAAGAGAAAACUGUGACCAUGCGGAGCAGCCUGACCCUGGCGGGAACUCUCUGGGCCUUCCUGUCCCUUAUUACUGCCGUGGCCAGUUCUGCCAGUUACUUCCUGCCUUACUGGCUCUUUGGAUCACAGCUAGGGAAGCCAGUGUCCUUCAGCUCAUUCCGGAGGUGCAACUACCCUGUGAGGGGAGAGGGGCACAGUCUGAUCAUGGUGGAAGAAUGUGGGCGCUAUGCCAGCUUCAGUGCCAUCCCAAGCCUAGCCUGGCAAAUGUGUACAGUGGUGACAGGUGCUGGCUGUGUUCUGCUGCUCCUGGUAGCACUGGCUGCUGUUCUGGGCUGCUGCAUGGAGGAACUCAUCUCCAGAAUGAUGGGACGUUGCAUGGGAGCAGCACAAUUUGUGGGAGGACUGCUGAUAAGCUCAGGCUGUGCAUUAUAUCCUUUAGGAUGGAAUAGCCCAGAGAUAAUGCAAACAUGUGGGAAUUUCUCCAAUCAAUUUCAGUUAGGUACUUGUCGGCUUGGUUGGGCCUAUUACUGUGCUGGAGGUGGAGCAGCAGCAGCCAUGUUGAUCUGCACAUGGCUUUCAUGCUUUGCUGGAAGAAAGCCAAAGCCUAUUGUGUUGGUGGAGAGCAUCAUGAGAAAUACCAAUUCUUAUGCCAUGGAGCUUGACCACUGUCUCAAACCCUGA